Molecule: messenger RNA, 1797 nt
Organism: Pochonia chlamydosporia 170
Lineage: Eukaryota; Fungi; Ascomycota; Sordariomycetes; Hypocreales; Clavicipitaceae
Product: vacuolar protein sorting-associated protein vps17
Exons: 3
Coding region: 1-1797 (598 amino acids)
Biological process (GO): intracellular protein transport; retrograde transport, endosome to Golgi
Cellular component (GO): retromer complex; endosome; retromer, tubulation complex
Molecular function (GO): phosphatidylinositol-3-phosphate binding
Source: RefSeq, a predicted model, not a curated record
AUGGACUACAGCGCCUCAAUCAACGAGUCCGAGGACCCGGCCGCCUCGCCUUGGGGCAAUAGCCCCGGGUCAUCGCCACAUCAUACACGCACCGGCUUCGCACCUGUUGCUGGCGAGAAUGGCUCCUCGCCGUUCCCAUAUAGCCCGCAGCCUGGUGGCUUGGAAGCGUCCAGCGAUGGUGAAGGCUUCCAGCGACCUGGCACCGCAACCACAGAAUCGGGUACUGAAGGCGGUGAUGUCGAGCAGUCUACGACUCUGGGAUCUUCUGUGACCGAAUCCGCGAGUGAAUCGCACCCUGAGGUCUCCCAGGCUUCCCAGGCUUCCCAGCCAACAGGCCAACAACCAGCAUCAGGGCUGAGACGCCAGGCCGAGCAAGCACAGCAACCUCCUCCCGCUCAACAAAGACCGCAGUUUAAGCUCCAGGCCAAGAUAACAGGUUUGGAACGGACUGGCAAGAAGGACCCUGUGCUUCGUUUCGAUGUUCAUACCAACCUCCCGUCGUUCCGAACCACGCAAUACCGAGAUGUCAGACGUCUGCAUUCCGAAUUCGUCAAGCUCGGAGAGCACCUCAUCUCUGCCAACCCCGAAGCCCUCGUCCCUGCGGUUCCGCCUCCUGUAACUGCCGCUGGUGCUGGAACGGACGAAGACGAGAACCGCGUCAAGGCCAUGAUGCAGCGAUGGUUUACUUAUGUCUGCAGCAGUGAGACUCUCAUGCGAGACGAUGAGAUGGUUUUAUUUGUUGAGAGCGAUUUUGGCUACAGCCCCUUGGUCAAGAUGAAGCAACCAGCCACAGGAGUCCGAAGAAAGAUCCUCAAGCAGUUUGCCCCUCCGCCUGAUGAUACCCCCGAGCUAGCAGAUGCUCGUCCCACCGUGAAGCUUUUCUACCUCGGAACCAUGGAUGCCGGCCACAAGGUUGACAAAAUGGUCAAAGCGAGAAGAGGACUUGGACUCGCUGAAUCCGACUACGGCGUCAAGCUCAGCAACAUGCACGUUCAAGAACCCCACCCGGGUCUCGCCAACGCCUACAAAAAGCUUGGCCGAGUGAUCCAGACAAUGGGCGACUACCACGCUGCCCAGGCCACCGCCCAAGCAGCCGCCAUAGGCGACCCCUUCCAAUACCACUCGCAAGACGCCUUCAUCGUCAAAGAGUCCCUUACUAACCGACAAAUCCUGAUCCGAGAAUUCCUUCAAUCCCAAGAAGCGACGCGAAGCAAACUCAAUGCCGCAGACCGUCUAAAAGCCAGCUCCAGCGUACGCCGUGAAAAGGUCGACGAAGCAAUCACUGCCCUCGAUGAUGCCCGCCACUUCGAAGCCAACCUAUACAGUAAAACCAACCGCGUGACACAAAACCUCAUCCACGAACGAAGGAAGUGGUUCUUUAGGACGGCUACAGAUCUCCGAAGCAGUAUCCGCGACUAUGUGCUCCGCGAAAUUGAUGCAGAGCGACGAACCCUUGCGCUUUUGGAGACGGUCCGGCCUGAUAUCCGCUCCAUUGACGCAUCGGGCGGUCUGAGCCGACUGGGUCGUGAAUCACACCCUACUGUGCGACGAUCAAGCAUGGCGUCCAGCCAGGGACCCAAGGGUGAUGCUUGGAGCGGCGUGCCCCGUCGGUCGGAUGCUACGCGCAGCACGUCGAGUAGCUUUAUGGGUAAGGUUACUGAGGAGAAUGAGCGUGCGGAGGAGGACGCGAGAGAGGGGCAGAGGAGCUCUGGAUUGGGGGGUCUGAAUGAGGAGGAUGAUGACGAUAGAAUUGAUGCGAGAAAUGCGGCGAGUAGGCUGGCUACCAGUACUUUUUAA